Messenger RNA from Plasmopara halstedii, 366 nucleotides. RefSeq names its product FOG: Transposon-encoded proteins with TYA, reverse transcriptase, integrase domains in various combinations. The transcript has a single exon. Bases 1 to 366 code for a protein of 121 amino acids. The record is from RefSeq and is a predicted model, not a curated record. NCBI's taxonomy places the organism in Eukaryota, Oomycota, Peronosporomycetes, Peronosporales, Peronosporaceae.
AUGUCCAAGCGUCAGUCGAUUGUGGCUCAAUCCACGGCUGAGGCUGAGUAUGUGGCUGCAUGUGGAGCUGCUAUAGAAGCGAAAGCGCAGUUCAAUAUUCUGUCUGAGAUAUUCCCGUCUAUGCACGUUCGACCGGUCAUUGGUAUCGACAAUAGUGCGGCACACGUGAUGGCUACCAGCCCGACUUAUUCGCGGCGCACGCGUCACAUCGAGCUGCGUUGGCACUUUGUGCGCGACCAGGUGCAGCGUGGUCUGAUUAAGCUCGUGAAGGUAAAGGGAGAAAAUAACCCAGCCGAUGCGUUCACUAAACCACUCGAUAAGGUUCGACUAGACAAGCUGUGUGGUAUGACGGGAAUGAUGAACUAG